AUGCCGACGGGAGCUGAGGAGCUGAACUCCAGCCGUCCAGUGAAAGCGACGGAAGUGGACAAAGCCGUAGUCAAGAUUCGGGAGGCUCUCACUGGCGAUAGCCUGCACACUCCAACCAUCCGCGAAGAUUGCACCCGGGAAAGUAGUCAGGGUAGCAGGGCGGUAGGGCACGUCGAAGAGCACAGCACAGAGACCCUAUGGCAAGAAACCGGCGUCGCAAACCAAGGCUGCAUUGCAGUCUUCAUUCAACGAGGCCAUCUAAGUGCCGCAUCAGCGAAAGUGGACGACUACCAUUCGACGUUUCCGCCGGUGACGUGGUACCAUAAACAUGAAGAUGUCCCAAAAGCUAUCAGACCGAGUUGGUUUACGCCCAUUUCGGGCACACAUAGCCAGCCGACUAUUUUCGAACUUCGCAACCUUCUUCGAACGACACCAGACACGCCGUCUGAGAACCCAGACACGUCUGACAGUGGCGGUGUUAGCGCGGACGAGUCCAGCGACGAUGAGAUAAAGGAGACCAUCGCUGCGUCAUUGAUGAAGACCGGAUCGCAAGUCCGAACAUCAAGUUCACCACCAGCGGAAGUGAAGCUCGAGCGCAAACAGGAGGUCUUCAAAAAGACGGUGUCGUACAACGAAGUGACGAAGUACAGCAAACCUCCCAGUACUACGCGGCAAACAAAACGACCUUCCGCGGGCUGUUGUCACGCUGACGACGACGAAGAUGAUGAGGAUCCUCUUCCAGUCAAGAGGGAGCCAGGUAUUGAAGACGAUCACGGUUUUGUCUCCAACGACAACAGUCGGGAAGCUGCAGUUCAACAGGCAUCGUCUCGCAUCAAACACAAGAAGCGCAAGAUGGACGAGGAUGAUGAGGCGGAACUACGACGCUGCAUUCGAGAGUCCGAGGCCGAUGCAGAGCUUGCACAGGCACAGCUACACCAAAUCGCGGCAGAACGAAGGUUAGCUGAGGUUCGAGCCGCGAAUAAGGCAGAUGCAUUGUUCUCAAUCGCCACGUGGCGAGCUAAUGAAACAUUCUAUCGUUGCAGCGUAAAACGCCAUCCCAUGCUAUCACGUCAAGCCUUGCUGCGUCGUUGA
Molecule: messenger RNA, 1092 nt
Organism: Fulvia fulva
Lineage: Eukaryota; Fungi; Ascomycota; Dothideomycetes; Mycosphaerellales; Mycosphaerellaceae
Exons: 3
Coding region: 1-1092 (363 amino acids)
Source: RefSeq, a predicted model, not a curated record